Molecule: messenger RNA, 1489 nt
Organism: Symbiodinium necroappetens
Lineage: Eukaryota; Dinophyceae; Suessiales; Symbiodiniaceae
Source: the annotation of a GenBank genome assembly
GUGGCAGCACGGCGAUGUUUCGGCCAGCCUGUCUUCACUGGAUCGCUGCCCUUUCGCUGUGAGCAUGCGCGCGGUCCAUCGGGUACUCGUGCUUACGGACAACUCCGCCGAGACACUGGAGCGAUGUUGGGUGGUGUUUGAAGCAGCCUUGGCGCACGAGCUGCGAAAGGACUACAACAUCUGCCUUCCUGACGACGGAGAUACCGACUGUUGGAACAUAGUCGGACGAAAGCUGGAGAAAGUGGAUGUGGAGGCGUGCAAAGCUUCCAACCAGAAGGACAAGCAAGAGAUCCUGGCUUACAUUCGACGCCAGACGGGAGGCAUCACCGAAUUAAAUCGCACCGUGCGGAUGAUUGCACGCCAGGCAAUGGAAAGAGCAGAGCUCAUGGCUGCAGCAGUCGCAGGAGACUUGGGUCGAAUAUGCCGUUCUUCCAAGGAGGAGCUCCAGACCUGGCGCAACAUCCGAGGGAGGACCGUGACGCACGUGGCGGCCGCGUGUUCGCAGGUGGCGGCCAUGGUCGCCGUACUGGAGCGGACGGAGUACACGCAUCUGAACCUCUUGGAUGAGGACUCGCGGUCUCCCCUGGGAGUGGCCGUCGAGUGUGGACAGAUUGCCAGCGUCCUCGCACUCCUGGCUCUUCGAGCCAACGUCGAGCUUCGAGCAGAGGGUGGCUACACGGCUUUACAUCUGGCGGCAAUGGGUGGCCAUCCCGACAUCACGCAGGCCCUGGUGGACUUGAAGGGAGACCUGGAGGCCGAGACCGUCUACAACGGUCGCGCUGGCCAUCGUCCGUUGACAAUCGCCUGCCAAGAGGGAAACGAGAACAUCGUGCGCCUUCUGGUGGCCAACAAGGCCAACAUGGAAGCAAGGACAUCCACGGGGGCUGCCGCGCUGCAUGUGGCGGCCUGGACAGGCAAAGCCGAGGCGGCAGCUGCACUCUUGGCUGGAAAUGCCGAGGUCGACAUCACCACCGAGGACAUGUUCACGCGCACGCCGCUCGCCUUGGCGCUGAUGAACGGCCACUCCACAGUGGUGGGCCUGCUCCUAGGGGCCAAGGCAGACGUCAGCGCGCAGGAGGAGUCCGAGGACAUCCUCACCCCGGCGCACACGACCCGGAGCCGGAAACGCAGGAACCACAAGUAUUCCCGCAAGGAUUCACGCAGAGAUUCGCAGAUCUUGCUCCAAAAGCACGACUCCGAAAAGUCUUCGGAUGUCACCAUCGAGAGACGACACUCGAAGAGAGACUCCCUCACGUCAGAGGCGGCCGCAUCUCUUGCAAGGGCAUCGGUAGCAUCGAUGUCAGUGUCGCAUGCCGGUACGGAAACGAGCCACGUUAGCAGGGAGCGGUCCAGUUCCAGCCACUCUGUGACCUUCGAAGAGGCAGCGGACAUCAAGUUCUUCGCGGACACAUCUUCCAGCCUGGAUGAGGCUGCCUUCAUCUUCAACCUUGACGACGACCCCGGUUCUGACGAAGAGAGUGGGACAGCU